AUGUCUUUUCCCCAGGAUUCUCGUCGUCGUCGCGGUGGAGCCGGCACCGGUUUCAGCUCGACAGGCAGACGAACAGCCAUGGGCUACUGGAUUCCCUUGGCUCUCACUGUGGGAGUUGCGACACUGAGCAUUGCGGCCUGGAUAUGGAGUGAACGUGACGAGGACGACGAAGGUGACCGCCCCCACGAUGGGCAAGAUGGUCAUUACCCCCCUCCACCUCCCGGUACCGUCGGCAGCGACUAUCCUCCUCCUUCAUACGAUACUGGGGACUAUGCGAGAGGGCCAGGGACGGGUUCAGCACCCGGCGAUAACCCUUAUGAUCCUAGCUUCAUGGGUCGUAUGCAGGGUGCUUUGCGCCGAACCCCGAGUCCCCAACAGCUCUUCGACGGAGCCAGCCGGAGAGUCAUGGCUGGCGUAACUGCGGCUGGUGCCUAUGUUGGUGGUGCACUCACUUCGAUUCGGGAAGAAAACCGUGGUGACUUUGAAGAUCACACGAGAUGGUCUGAGGAGGCACAAUCCCGGGCUACCCAGAGAGAUCAACAAACCGCUGCUGCGCCGACUAUGAGCGGCGCGCUACCGAGCCGUGCGCCACCUACUGGCCAGAACACGUUUGAAAAGAAGAAGAAGACCGUUGCUAUUGUUGUGUCGUCUCUUACCCCAUUGGAUUCUGACGAAUUCGCCUCGGAACACGCGUCUAUUCUGUCUCAUCUCCCCGAACAUGUUGAUCUCGAUACUUCUCGAAUCUUUGUUUUGAUUUAUGCCCCGGAUCUCAAGCAUGCGAUUGGACAAGGUAGUGCGUCUCACCAGACCACCUCCAUUGCGUCCUCCUAUUCCAACAUUGCAACCGAGGAGGCAAAUUCUUCAGCUGAAUUGAUUGGGGAUCCGACCAACGUGGAGCCCCGUCAAGAUGACGAUAUUGAUGGCACAAGCCCGCUCUUCAAGACUUUGUACACUCAGUCCCAGGCAAUUGUUGAAAAGGAGACCAUGAUCAUGCCAUUCAACACAGCCGGCGGCUACGUCCACCUUGUUCGCCAUCUGUCACCUGACUUGGUCUAUGUCCAAGAAUCUCUGACUGGCAAUGAGGGUGACGCUGUCCAGCACAUCUCCGGUUGGGUUCGCCAGGUCAUUGUCGUGGUUGGUGAUGAAGGUGGCCGCGGCGGUCUCAUUGACAGCGAUGACGAAUCUGCUCUUGCUGAUAAGGGAGAGAAAUGGUGGCAAAAGGAGGGCACCAUUGGCAUCGGUAAGCGCAUUGACGUCGUCGACGCUCUCCGUGUAGGAGACGACUGGCGCCGCCGAGUGCGUGGGUUGGACUAA
Molecule: messenger RNA, 1314 nt
Organism: Penicillium cataractarum
Lineage: Eukaryota; Fungi; Ascomycota; Eurotiomycetes; Eurotiales; Aspergillaceae
Exons: 2
Coding region: 1-1314 (437 amino acids)
Source: RefSeq, a predicted model, not a curated record